UCCUUCCCCCCAACCCCAUACAUAGGUCUUUCUCUCUGGUACCUCUUGUUGCCAUCCAUUUCGCUACAUACUUUUACAUCCCUCAACCAACACCUCAGCUCCAAUAACAAGACAAGAUGCAGGUUUCCAAGAUCGCGAACCUCUUGAUCCUACAGCUAGCAAUCCAGAGCAAGCUCGCAUCGGGAACGAACGUCUCCCCAAAACUCUCUCCAUUCAGAUGUUAUGGUAACUUUCCUGUGGCAGUUUGUGCAUGCAUAGAUAAAGAUGGCGCCGCGUAUGUGGUCCUAGCGGAUAUGAACCGGUUCGAACACUGUGAUGAUGUGUACAUCAGUGGAGCACAUGCAGGUGCUCCAAGAUGCUGUGACGCAGGUACAGGUGUGGCCAUCAGGCCACGUCCACACCGGUUGCUCUACUAAUUAAGACAGGUGCAACUUUUUAAAAUACUUGAUCAUGUAGCGUUCGGCAGAAGACUAUCACCUUAGCGCCGGUGAUUUCAGCCGGGUUUGCCC
Molecule: messenger RNA, 509 nt
Organism: Puccinia graminis f. sp. tritici CRL 75-36-700-3
Lineage: Eukaryota; Fungi; Basidiomycota; Pucciniomycetes; Pucciniales; Pucciniaceae
Exons: 3
Coding region: 117-416 (99 amino acids)
Source: RefSeq, a predicted model, not a curated record